Molecule: messenger RNA, 1054 nt
Organism: Zychaea mexicana
Lineage: Eukaryota; Fungi; Mucoromycota; Mucoromycetes; Mucorales; Lichtheimiaceae
Exons: 3
Coding region: 136-999 (287 amino acids)
Source: RefSeq, a predicted model, not a curated record
AAAAGACGAGCAGUUCGACCAGAUCUUUUUUUUUUCACUCAUUACACAUAAUCAAGUCCAUUCCUUACUAAAGCAAAGCUCCCAGCCUUCUUACUUAACCUUCUUCAUCUCUCUCUAACAACUCGUCAUCUUACAAUGCGUUUCUUCACCUUGACCGUUGCUGCUCUUAUGGCUGCCAUGACUGUUCACGCUGCUCCCGCUGCUCCUGCCCAAGGUGCCACUUCUGCUCUUGGCUCUACUGCCCUGGCCGGCACUGCUUCCAGCCCUCUCAGCCUCAGCAACAUCCAGCUAACCCAGUGCGUCACCCAGAUUGUCAACCAGAACGCCAAGACCUGCGACCCAAGGACUCUUGUUCGAGGCUUGGACUCUGCUGCUUUCAACGUCCUCAACAUUGUCGGAAACACCGUCGACGGUCUUCUUGUUUCCAUUGAUGGCCGCAUCCUCCACUUGGAUAUCCUCACUGAAUUGGUCACCAAGGCCACCGGCAUUCUCAACGACAAGGGCAUAACGAUCACUGUUGACGCGGUUCUCCAGGUCGUCGUUGGUUUGGUGCAGCAGUGCCCCACCGGUGAAAUCACUUCCAAAGUCUUGAGCAAGAUCUCCAUCACUCAAGUCACCUCUGUCCUCAACCUCAAGCGUGAUGGCGGCGUCCUUGAUCCCGUUACUGGACUUGUUGCCACCCUUCUUGGUCCCAGCGGCUUGUCCUUGGACGAAGUCAAAGCUCUCGUUGGCAACACUCUCAAGGGUUUGGGCGUUGCUCCCAUUGUCAACAAUCUCACUGCCACGGUCAAGUUGGAAGUUUGCUCGGUUCUUGAGAACGUCAACAUUGUCCAGUGCGACCAGGUGUUGGCUAUCCUCGGCAAGGAAGGCUCUUUGCUCUGUUUUUUCAUAUCUCCAUCCAUCCUCUUUCCUAUCCAUCUCUCUCUGUUGUUGUUCAGCACAUAUACUAUUUUUGCUACCAGUAUAAUAAAAGAAUCUCUUGUUCCAUACAAGCUAUAAUGAGUCUACGAGACUAUCUACACCGACUGUAAGAAUAAUGACUCCUUUUAUACGA